AUGCCACUUCCUGCGCUUCUCCGCACUACAUCCCGCCUAGGGCCGACUGUUGCCCAGAGGUUGAGGAGAGCUGCAUCCUCGGUUGCCUCGGGCACAUCAAAGACUCAGAAUUCGUUGGAUUCGAUUCUCAUUGCCAAUAGAGGCGAGAUUGCUUUACGAGUUGGUCGGACGGCUGCAGAGCACGGGAUCCGCGUGACUACGUUAUAUACAGACCCAGACAGCGGGGCUCAGCAUGCUCUAAGUUCACCGUUCGCGUUCAAUUUAGGUUCUGUAUCAGCGUACCUCGAUGGAGACCGUAUCAUCGAGAUAGCAAAACGAGAGGGUUGUCAAGGGAUACACCCGGGUUAUGGCUUUCUAAGUGAGAACUCCGCCUUUGCUCGGAAAUGCACAGAAGCUGGACUGGUCUUCAUUGGCCCUCCCUGGAAGGCAAUUGAGGAUAUGGGAGACAAGAGUCAGUCCAAGAAGAUUAUGACGGCGGCAGGGGUGCCUUGCGUUCCCGGUUACCACGGUCAGAACCAAGAUGUCAACUUUCUUGAGGCCGAAGCCGACAAAAUCAAAUACCCUGUGCUUAUCAAGGCAAUCAAGGGUGGCGGUGGCAAGGGUAUGCGUAUAGCCUACUCGAAGGCGGAGUUCCAAUCCCAGCUGCAAUCUGCCAAAUCAGAAGCUAUGAACUCAUUUGGCGAUGACAAGGUGUUGGUGGAAAAAUACAUUACAACGCCACGACAUAUUGAAGUGCAGGUCUUUGCUGAUAAGCAUGGAAACUCUGUUGCUCUGGGUGAACGAGAUUGCAGUAUCCAAAGGCGGCAUCAGAAGAUUCUCGAGGAGUCGCCGGCCCCUCAUCUGCCCGAUGCUACAAGGAAAGACCUCUGGGCAAAGGCCCGAUCGGCUGCUUUGGCUGUGGGCUACGAGGGCGCUGGUACUGUCGAGUUCAUCUUUGACAAUGACACUGGGGAAUUCUACUUCAUGGAGAUGAACACCAGAUUGCAAGUUGAGCAUCCAGUGACAGAGAUGGUCACCGGCCAAGAUCUUGUUUACUGGCAGCUCAAGGUGGCCGAAGGCGCCAAACUUCCAUUGACCCAAGACGAAGUGGAAGCCUACAUGGCUAGCCGGGGACAUGCGAUUGAAGCGAGAAUUUAUGCUGAGAAUCCGGAUCAAGGUUUCAUCCCAGAUUCAGGUACUCUGCUUCAUGUCCGCACACCUGCUGUUUCUGAGGACGUCAGAAUCGAUGCAGGCUUCGUUGCUGGGGAUGAGGUCUCAGCUCAUUAUGAUCCAAUGAUCGCCAAACUAAUCGUGAGAGGUAGUACUCGGGAGGAAGCGAUUCGCAAGCUUGCUGCCGCGCUCGAGGAGUACGAAGUUGCCGGUCCGAUUACCAACAUUGAGUUCUUAAAAACCAUUUGCAAGAGUCCUGAUUUCAUUGCGGGCGAGGUGGAAACCGGCUAUAUCGAGAAACAUCGCGAGGAGCUGUUCACCAGAGAUCCGACUGACCCGGAGCUGCUGGCGCAGGUAGCGUUGGCUUGUUUACACCACUAUGUUGACCCAGUUACUCGAAAACAGGCCAACUUUGAAGGCUCCGCGGUUGGCUUUAGCCCAAGCUAUCAAGCUCGGCAGAUAACGCUGGUGGAGUCAGCACCUGGAAGCAAAGAUACCACCACCUUUGAAGUUCGGGUCCAGCAAACGCGUGAGAACACAUUUGACGUGGAAGUCGGCGGACGGGUGUUUGAGCAGGUACGAAGCCACAGUAACCCAGCAGCUCGCGUGGUUACGUCCUACUUCCCCUAUACUCGUCUAGAUACUACAGUGAUACGUGACGAGGACAUGAUCGUUGCGUUCCAAAAAGGCAAGCAAUAUCGCUUCAUGAUCCCACGAGCGAAGUGGAUGGAAAAGGCACUGGGAAUGAAGGAUGUCACGAACAGCGUUCUAGCGCCUAUGCCUUGCAAGGUGCUGCGCGUGGAAGUUCAAGCCGGCGACGUGGUCGAAAAAGACCAGCCGCUGGUGGUGAUUGAAAGUAUGAAGAUGGAAACGGUGAUCCGCAGUCCUCAGAAAGGCACCAUUGCCAAAGUGGUACAUCAAAAAGGAGACCAAUGCAAAAGCGGAACACCACUCGUCGAGUUUGCGGAGGAAGGCGGUGAGAACUAG
Molecule: messenger RNA, 2136 nt
Organism: Aspergillus tanneri
Lineage: Eukaryota; Fungi; Ascomycota; Eurotiomycetes; Eurotiales; Aspergillaceae
Product: acetyl/propionyl/methylcrotonyl-CoA carboxylase subunit alpha
Exons: 5
Coding region: 1-2136 (711 amino acids)
Cellular component (GO): mitochondrion
Molecular function (GO): metal ion binding; methylcrotonoyl-CoA carboxylase activity; ATP binding
Source: RefSeq, a predicted model, not a curated record